CUUUUCUUCAGCACUUAAUCUGAUAUCUCACACAACUAUGGAUCUCUCUUGGUGUAUUAUCUGCGACUGUCACUGUACUGAAGACAAUUUGUAUUGCUCUGACAAUUGCCGCAACAAGGAUACUUCUCAACGCACACAAAACAAGUCCAGUAGUCCAGCGGUUCCUCUUUCACCACCUUCAUCACCCCUUCUCGAACCAUUCCUAUCUUCAUUUCAUUCUCACCGUACAAAAUCAGUCGCUCGUUCAUUUGGUGGCUACAUCACACCUCCUGGCUCACCAGAAUCCGUCUACUUUGAUCGUUGACCAAAAAGGCAGACACAAAAUCAUAAGAAAAAGACCGAUUGCACUCUUUGUUUCACAACAGUUUAAAAAAUCACUUCACCACACUACUCUCUCAAUGGUAAACCGAUUCCAGCCGACGCCACUGAUAAAAUUGCCUGUCUUUUUUUCAUACUGAAAAUAAGAAGCACAAUGGCAUCGUACGACUUGUCGAUAAAAAAAAACAGAACCCCAUUUUAGCUCAACACUAUAUUGUAGCAUCCCAGGACCAAAACUAUUCAACACUUGGAUCCCCCAACCCACAUACACCCUAAAAUCAAUUACUAUAUAUAUAUUUUCGAUUUAUUGUAUUUCUUAUAUUACGUUUCAUUAUUAUUUUUGAAGC
Phycomyces blakesleeanus NRRL 1555(-) is the source of this 665-nucleotide messenger RNA. RefSeq lists its product as hypothetical. The transcript has 2 exons. The record is from RefSeq and is a predicted model, not a curated record. The annotation marks the transcript as partial. NCBI's taxonomy places the organism in Eukaryota, Fungi, Mucoromycota, Mucoromycetes, Mucorales, Phycomycetaceae.